AUUGAUUUAUUUUCACAUUUCUAAUCGGGCGAGUAAGAAUACUUUGCAGUACUGAUAUUGUAAGAAUAUCUUGCAGUAUCGUGGAAGAUACAAGUACGACUGUGGAAAUAAAAGGUCGUCUGGUUACUUAUCUAACGAGAAAAUAAGGAGGAAAUCUGAUGAUCAUAUUGAAAAAUUAAUUCAUCAGAAGAAAUUAUUUUAUACUGCCUGCGCUUCUGACUGCCUUGUGUUUCACUAAAUUCAAUCAUAGGAAUUAUGAAUUUAACAAUUAAAACUGUCCCUUUUUGCUGUAUUUUCAGACAAAAAUUACUUUAAAAUAAAGACCAUAAUUUGGCUUGAAGAUAAGAAUUUAAAAUAAUCUGAUUUUGAAAUAACUGAUUUUUCAAAAUUAGAAUAACAUUUAAAUAAAGCUCGAAGCUAUUCUUAAAACAAAGCUGUUAUCAUAUAAUAAAGCACUGAAAUUUCAAAUAAGAUAUUAAUGAAAUACAAAGUAAAUAUCUGAAAUUUGCAUUUGGAUCAAAGAUGAAUUUUUCAGAGUCCUUUGCGUGUGCAGUUUUGUUAUUCUGUUUUUACCCAAGAUUCAUUUCUAGUGACAAACAGCGUCCUUUUUACAACAUAGGACACAUGGUGAACAGCAUUGAAGAAAUUGAAGAAUUUUUGAAAAAAGGAGCAAACGCUUUAGAAAUAGAUAUUCAGUUCUUCCCCAAUGGCUCGGUGAAAGAGACGAAUCAUGGAAGCCCUUGCGACUGCAGAAGAACUUGUGAUGGCAGAGCUAAUCUCAAAGAUUAUUUGAAACAUCUCAGAAGCAUCACAGAUCCAAACACACCGGGUAAUUAUUACGAACAGCUACCGAUGCUUUUCUUCGAUCUGAAAAUGGAGACAUCAAAUGAUAAAAUAGAAUCUGGACGUGACAUCGCUUGGCAUGUUCUGAAUUACUUAUGGGGUGAUAAUGAAGACAGGGAACAAGAGAUAAAAGUCCUGCUUUCAUUCGAUAACAUUAACGACAAAGAUGUUGUUAUCGGAUUCAGAAACGAAUUCGAACGCCAAGGACAAAAAUCACGCCUAAAAGACGUUGGAUUUGACGGUGGCAGUGGAAGCCUUUCGGACAUCGAGAAAAUUUUUGGCGAUUUAAAAAUAGAAAAUGUUUGGAUUGGUGAUGGGAUGACGAACUGUUUUUCUUUUAUCAGGCCGGAUAUCCGAGUCAAGAAUGCGACAGCCAUCAGGGAUUCUAGCGACGGAUUCAUCGAUAAAGUUUAUAAAUGGACCAUCGAUAUGCAUUUCUUGAUGAGGGAGGCUUUAAAUAUCGGAGUGGACGCAAUGAUCACAAAUGAACCGGACAGACUUCUGGAAGUAAUAAAAGAACCCGAAUUCGAAAGGUCCUUUCGAUUGGCCACUGUGGACGAUAAUCCAUUUGAGAAGUACAUUGACGAAUGACCGGCUGUUCCGGAUAAUCAACAAAUAACAACGGAAAUAACGUUGCCAUGGAUACUACAUAGAAGUCAAAAUAUUUUCAAUGGCAUUGCUUGAGCAUAUUUCCUGCUUCACAAAGGAUACUUAGAAAAUAUUUGGCAAAAUUUUAAAGAGUGACACGGACCAAAAUAAACAUUUUAACAAGAAGAUAUUUUCAAACUGUCUUCCAUCUAUAAAUUAUAGAAUGUAAAAUUUAUAACUGAUAUAAUGCAGUUCUCUGCAAGGAAAACUAAUGGACCUAUAGUUAUCCAAUUUAAAAUGCAGUUGUUUCUUCAAAAAUAGUAGCUAACCCAAGAGAAUUUAUAUUAGAUUUUUGAACGAAAAAUCAAUUUCAAUUUCUUGAAUUUUUCAAAAUUUUUAUUGGUUAAAAAAUUGAUACCUCAAAGGGUUUUUUUUUCUCAACAUUUUUUUGUCUUCUGUGGCAAUAUGUUUGAAAUCACUUCAGAGCAUAUUACCGCAGGAAAGUCAAUAUUGCUGUUAUUUCACCAGUAAAAAAACUUUUAUUCGUUAUUGUUAUUCGCUUUUCAAUAGCACCAAUUUGACUUCCGCAGAUUUUUUUUAUAAUUUUAAUACAUUUUAAAAGUAAUUACAGUUUUCAAAUUAUGCUUUUUUAUUGUUAUAAAGGAAUUUAAUCCAUUUUUGUAGUUUCAACAAAUUUCUCAUUUGAGUGCUUUUGCGAAUAAUUUAAUAAACUGUUAAUCCAUAAUUGAAAAAUUGGUUUCUUGGAAAAUUAAUUUCAAAGCGCAGUUUUCACUUUUUCUUAUAUUAGCAUGAUAAUGCUUUAGGCUGGUAUUCUUUCUACAGAUUAAAUUAUGUAAAAUAUCGUUACACAUAUCCCUGGUAGCCCAGCCUGCUGCACAAUAUUGUACAAUAUUAAGCGAUAUUAUAUUAUAUCAAUCAAUAUUUCACACUAUUAUACAAUAUUGCGAAUACUGAUCAAUGCCAUACAAUAUUGUACAAUAUUAAGCGAUAUUAUAUUAUAUCAAUCAAUAUUUCACAAUAUUAUACAAUAUUGCGAAUACUGAUCAAUGCCAUACAAUAUUGUACAAUAUUAAGCGAUAUUAUAUUAUAUCAAUCAAUAUUUCACACUAUUAUACAAUAUUGCGAAUACU
Argiope bruennichi is the source of this 2582-nucleotide messenger RNA. Its product is annotated as dermonecrotic toxin SpeSicTox-betaIB4-like. Gene Ontology annotation, molecular function: phosphoric diester hydrolase activity. The record is from RefSeq and is a predicted model, not a curated record. NCBI's taxonomy places the organism in Eukaryota, Metazoa, Arthropoda, Arachnida, Araneae, Araneidae. The transcript has 3 exons. The coding region runs from base 523 to 1434 and encodes 303 amino acids. Gene Ontology annotation, biological process: lipid metabolic process.